AUGCUCACCCCAAACGGCAAGAAGCGAGCUACAGCAAGUGCUAAUUGCGGGCCCUGGAGCUGGGAGAAGUGGCCAGGUGGAAGCCCUGCCGCAGCCCAGCCAGUUCCGUUUGAUCCUGCCGCGAAAGCGUGUCUCUGGGGCCAGAUAUCGGCCCUCUCAUUGCAGGACACCUCUGCACGCGCAAUCCGCGCACAUCUCUACCCCAGAAACGCCGCUUCUUCCAUUCGUUGCCAUAUCGCCAUGCCACGAGGAAUCCUGAAAAACGCGCCCCGCGACGCAGAUUACUGCGCCGACGAGCCCGGCACGCUGAGCACGGACGCUGCGGAGUUCGACCGCAAGAAAGUGAUCGAGAACACGCGCCUCAAUUCCAAGCUGUUCCGAGACUCGUCCUCCAAGGGCGACCUGAUCCGGUCCAAGAUUCAGGAGCAGAAAGAGCGUCUGCAGCACGAGGGCAACCUGGAGCACCUCAAGUGGGACGAGAAGAACAUACUGAUCAACGAGCUGGAGAAAAGCGCAACCAUGAAGAUAGACGAGCCCAAGACUCCGUACGAAGGGGGGUUUGACCCAAAUAACGACUACUACCGCUCGGACAACGAGGAGGACGAGGUGGAGGCGCUCGACCUGGGCGAGGGCGUCGACGACGGCGCACAAGUCUACAGCGAAGAUAGAAUCGAGGUUGUGGAACAGCCCGAGCAUAAGUCUGAGUCGGAGCCUGAGUCGGACGACGAAAACAAGGAGCUGUCGCCGGAGGAAAAACACAGGUUGUUCGAGGAAAGACGCAAACAGCACUACCACUUGAAAGCAAACCCUUUGAAACAGCCUAUCCAGGUCAGCGACGACGAGGAAUAA
Ogataea haglerorum is the source of this 849-nucleotide messenger RNA. RefSeq lists its product as uncharacterized. The record is from RefSeq and is a predicted model, not a curated record. Lineage: Eukaryota; Fungi; Ascomycota; Pichiomycetes; Pichiales; Pichiaceae. Bases 1 to 849 code for a protein of 282 amino acids. The transcript has 2 exons. Gene Ontology annotation, biological process: regulation of signal transduction. Gene Ontology annotation, molecular function: protein phosphatase inhibitor activity.